Molecule: messenger RNA, 3342 nt
Organism: Adineta ricciae
Lineage: Eukaryota; Metazoa; Rotifera; Eurotatoria; Adinetida; Adinetidae
Source: the annotation of a GenBank genome assembly
AUGAUUAAUGAAUGGAAUUCUCGAACGUGUAUAUCUGAUCUAUGCCGUAAAUGGCGUAAAGAACGCCCUGUUAAUUCAAACGAUUCUGGUCUACUCAUUCUUUUGUUCAAUGUAGAGGGAUUGAAUAGUCAUAUUAGCGAUGUUGAUAUACUUUUAAACGAAUACAAACAUAAUAUAUGUGUUCUUACUGGUGUUGGUGCCGCAUCAAGAAAGUUACCUCAAUUUACUGGUUACUCAGGCUUGUCUCAAGUCGGAACGAACUCGUAUGGCGGAAUAGCCAUUCUAUAUGAAAACUCAGCCAAAUGUAAACUAAUCGACAAAGAAGUCAAUUUCAUAGCAAUCGAAGUUCAAACGGCUUCUGAACCGAUCACUAUUGGAGCUGUCUAUGUUCCUCCGGGAUCACUUCCACCAUUCCAAUUACUCAACAAAUACAGCAACAACAAUUUUUAUAUAUUUGGUGAUUACAAUGCGAAACAUACUACGUGGAACUGUAAAGAAAACAAUACGAGUGGAUCACAUCUACUCAACUGGAUGGAAGCAACAGGCAAUGAAAUGAUUAAACCACCAACCUCUACAUCUCGACGAUCUGAUGCUAUUAUUGAUUUUGGGAUUACACACGAUGCGACAGAAUGGAACUCAGAAGUACUGCACGAGGGGACCUCGGAUCAUUGGCCAAUCAUUUUUCAAGCACCUAUAGCCACUGAUAAAAAUACUUUCUUUCGUCAAACUAAUUGGAAUCUUUUUACAUUCUUUCUCUCAUCUUCACACCAAUAUUGGUACUCACUUGUGCACAACUUCGAUGCUGAAAACUUUUUCUCGCUAUUUUCUUUAUUUCUAAACGCAUUGUACAAUAGAUGCAGUAUCUUUAAAACCGUCGACAAAUAUAGAACUCCAUGGCCACCUUCACUCCUACAUCUAGCUCGAACUGUAAAUAAAGCUAGACGUAUGUACCGCAAAACUCGUUCAAUUUUCUACUUACAACGAUAUCUACUCAUGAAGGAAAACUUUAUUUCGGAAAGAACUACUUAUCAACAAUCACUCAGAGAUGCAAAAAUGGUAUGGAUAGGUGAAGGUAAUAACAUAUGGAAAUAUGUUAAACCAGCGUUUAGACCAUAUGCACCUGCAUUUAAAGGUCUAACUGUUAAUGGUGUCAAAGAAGCUGAUCCGCAAAAAAUUGUAAAUGUUCUUGCCGAUCAUUAUGAAAAACACUUUGCUAGACCAGAAUUUGAUCUAUCAAAUCCAAUACAUCAACGAGCAGUGGCAAUCUACGAGAGUUUAACCAAAAAAAAAUCGACAGAUAGUGCUGGAACAUCGGCUAUUAUGUUGAAAAAAUUACCACUCAAUUACAUAACCAUUCUAAGUGUACUUUUUAAUAAAUGCGCCACUAAAGGUGAAUUUUUCGCUGCUGAAAAAAUUGCUAAAAUUGUUUGUUUAUCGAAAGACGGAAUGUUCCCAAAUGAAACAAAAUUAAGACCGAUAUCUUUACUACCAAAUAUUGGUAAAUUAUUCGAACGUAUAAUCCAUCAUAGAAUCUUGUCUUGGUGUCAUAAUCAUAAUAUUGCUGUAGAUGAACAAAGCGGCUUUAUGCAAAGUAGACGACUUCAAACCAGAAUUCUCUCGCUCGUAGAGAAUCUUCGGCUAACGGUUGCAGCAUGUAAUAGACCUGGUCUUGUAAUAUUUCUUGAUUUUCACUCGGCAUUUGAUCGCAUGCGGUUUCCUGCGUUGAUAACUAAUUUGAAAGAUCUAGGUAUGCCUCUCGAUCUCUUGAAAUGGGUACAGUCAUGGCCUAUGAAUAGGUCGCUCUCAAUCGCGUUUGGAAAUAGUCAUUCAAGAAAUAUCCAAAUGCAUGUUGGAGCACCUCAAGGCUCUGUACUUGCUGCAACAUUGUUCAGGUUGCAUGUUCAUUUUCUUUCUUCAUUUUUCUUUGGUCUCUCUACGUAUUUAUUCGCAGAUGAUCUUGCAAUUGUCUUAACAGGUUCGCUCGAAAAACGACUCUCUUUGAAUAUAAUUGAUCUUGAAACGCGAGCAAAAGAAGUAAUGAAACAACCCGAACUGUUCUCAAAUAAUAUGCUACUUCCAUCAAAUCUAUCCUCUCACAUUGAACAAAAAAACGGAACGAUGGCAACUAAGCCAGUCUUUGUUGUUGAUAAUGGAGCUUCUAUGUUCAAAUCCAGAAUGAAUAACAAUGAAGACAUCAAAAUUGCUCCUAAUUGUAUCAUGAAAUCGAAAUUUUAUCCUCGUCGUACGUUCAUUGCCGAUCAAAUUGACAAUGAAUGUCCGAAUAAGACAAGUCUUUACUAUCAAUUACCAUUUCAAAAGGGUUAUUUAGUCGACUGGAAUAUUGAAAAGCAAGUUUGGGAUCAUCUAUUUGGCAAAGUGUCAUUUAAAUCCACUGGACUAUUAAUGACAGAGCCAUACAUGAACUUGAACUUCAUUCGCGAAACAAUGGAUCAAAUCUGUUUCGAAGAAUAUGAAGUGGCAUCGUUUGCACGAUAUGAUCCGGCCACUUUAAGUGCAUACCAAUACGAAUGUGACACCAAAUCCAACUAUGUGCUAGUCGUCGAUUCGGGCUUUUCGUUUACGCAUAUCGUUCCAUACUAUCAAGGAAGAAAGAUUCUUGAUGGAAUGAUCAGAAUCGAUGUUGGAGGAAAACUGUUAACAAAUCAAUUGAAGAAUGUCAUCUCUUAUCGGCAAUUGUUAGUAAUGAAUGAAACGUAUAUUAUCAACGAACUCAAGGAAAAUGUUUGCUUUGUUUCUCUGGAUUUUCAAGAUGAUAUGAAAAAGGCGCGUUUACCACUGUCUGAAAAUCCAUAUGCGCUCGACUACGUACUGCCGGAUUACAAUGAGAUUAAACAAGGCUAUACACAAGCUCCGUCAUCGUCAUCAGUCUCUAUUAGUAACAAUGUAGAUACUUCGAAAAAGAAUACUAAACAACAGCAACAGGUUGUGCGAAUGAAUGUCGAACGUUUUACUAUUCCAGAAAUACUCUUUCGACCAUCGAUGAUCGGAAUUGAUCAAGCAGGAAUUGCAGAAUCGAUUUACAAUUCUGUUGAAGAAUUACCUGAACAUAUUCGACCGAGUUUAUACAACAAUAUCUUACUCAUCGGUGGAAAUUGCUUAUUUCCUAAUUUCAAACAACGUUUAGAAAAUGAACUACGUUCGAUGGUGAAAGAUGACUAUCCAAUUCGGAUCACUUUACCCGAAGACCCAAUAACGUACGCCUUAAAUGCAGGUGUUACUCUAACAAAUUCCUCGGACUACGCGAAUUAUUGUGUAACUAAGCGUGAAUACGAUGAAAAUGGUGUUGCGAUUUGUCAUCAGAAAUUUGCAGAGAACUAUUAA